CACUUUCUUUCUUUCUUUCUUUCCUUCAAAGUUCUUCUUCUUCGGGGUUUUACGACCUCCUUCCCAAACUGGAGAUAUGGGUUAUAUUUACAGUGAAACUAACCUGUGGUUUCCCCUGGAGGAGGGAGCGGGGCAGGCUUUAGGAUCUGACAGACCUCCUCUGGGCCAGCUAAUUGACUGCUGAUGAGUGUAAGUGCGAACAGUAUGGAGGCUCGGCCGCUCCCAGAUGUGGGGCUGGGCGUCUGUGCGGUGAGUGAACCACAGUGAAACCCGAGCCUGCUCCGGCCUGGCUGUAUUUUGGGAUGUUUUACACGGGGCAGGACAAAGACACGUUACCAGGCGGGAGCCCAGUGUGAGCAGAUGUUUCUGCUCUGGGGAAAGAAGAAGAAGAAGAGUUAUUUCUGCAGAAGAAGGAAGACUCAGAGACGACUGUUCGCUGACCUGCUCCUGAUCCCCUGCAGAUAUGGCUGAAGAUGUCCGUGGAUUCUGAUAACUCCUGUGUUUUGCUGUCGUCGCGAGACUCCAGGACUUCCUGCAUCUUCCAAACCGCGGACGAGAAAGAUGACAUCCCAGGAGUGGGAGAGGAGAGUGUUCUGGAGAUGCUGAGCUACUCCAAGUUCUCCGACCUGGAGACAUGGCUCUGUAUGCCGUCCUCGCUGCUGCUGUCCAGGGCCCUGGACUCCAUCCACACCUCCACCUCCUCCUCCUCCUCUUCCUCGCAUGCAUCUAACCACUCCUCCAAUUCCCCGCCGAUCUCCUCCUCCUCCUCGCCGGCCUCCAACUCCCGUCGCUCCACCUGCAGCGAGCCGGGAGAGACCGACACGCCACUCAGGUCAUCAGAGAGGGAAUCCGCCUUCCUCACCCCUGCACUGGGGAAGGAGAUGCCAUUUCUGUCCACGUCCCUCCUCCCCAUCCUCUCCUCCACCCCUACUGCUGCAGUGCUGAGCUCAGGGACGUCAGCGGGAGACUCCACCUCCCAGAGCGGGGUCAGCAUCAGGAAGCGCCGGCGGCUCGCUGCCAGUCCUGGAGGACUCCACUGGAACUCUGCAGGUUUGGUGCAUCGCGACUUCUGGACACCUGAUCUGUCUCCUGUGUCAGGGGGGAGCACGGCAGCAGCAGCAGGAGGUGGUGGAGGAGGGGGUGGAGGGGGUGCGAGGAGCCUCCCCCUGGCUGAGGGAGGCGGGGCGGCGUGGGCCAGCGACCGGGCGGCCUUGAGGAAGACGGUUUCGGUUGACGACCGUCUGCUGCAGCCGGCGGGCGGAGAGCGACCACACCUGAGGCUGCUGAGCCGACUGCAGAGAGGCAGGAAGAAGCUCCGCAACAUCCACAGUCUGGGAACCACGGCCAGAUACGACACCAGGAAAAAGUCGGACAGUAAGAUCUCUCGGUUGGCCCAGAGGUGGAACCAGAGGCCAGCAGGAGAUGCUCUGAUCAAAGACCUGAAGCCCCUGUUUUACACGGGAAUCCCCCGAUCCUCACUCAGCCUGGACAGCAGACGCCUCCCAGGUGUUAUGACCCAGCAGAUGCAGAACCUGCAGUUGUCCCAGACCAAGAAGUGCCCCGGUGGGCCCGCCUCCCCCAGCGCCGCCAAACGGCUCUACCGGAACCUGUCGGAGAAACUACGAGGAAGCACCUCCUCCUUCGAAGAUGCCUACUUCUUCGGCAAGACGGACCGUCUCCGCAAAGCCUCGACCAUGCAGGGCAGCGACUGCAUCUUCGAGGCGGUGGAGCAGCAGGACCUGGACACGGUGCAGAUUCUCCUCUACCAGUUCUCAGCAGAGGAGCUGGACCUGAACACCCCCAACAGCCAGGGCCUGACGCCGCUGGACAUCGCCAUCAUGACCAACAACACGCCCAUCGCCAAACUGCUGCUGAAGGCCGGCGGCAAGGAGAGUCCACACUUUGUGAGCGUGGAGAGUCGGGAGGCCCACCUGAGCUCCCUGGUGGUGGAGGCCGAGCGGCGAGCGGCAGACCUGGCGGCCCAAGCGCAGAGAGACGGCCUCUCAUUGGAGGCCUGCCACAAGGACAAACAGCUGAGAGCCUGGGAGUGGAGGAGCAAGCUGUACAAACGCAUGAGGACGGGCUUCCAGCACGCUCGUGCCCCGGAGGCCCCGUCUAUGGUUCGUCUGAGCGUGAGCAGUAGCACCACACUGACCGUCAGCUUCCAGGAGCCGCAGUGUCUCAACUCCACCGUGGUGACCAGAUACAGAGUGGAGUGGAGCUGCCUGAAGGAUUUCUCGCUGCUUGCCGGAGAGAUCGUGUUGGAUAAUCUGCAGACCCUCAAGUGCAUCAUCGGCGGCCUCACCACGGGUCGGCUCUACUACGUUCGAGUGUCGGCUUAUAACAUGAAGGGCUGGGGUCCGCCCGCCUCCUCCCUCCCUCCGUCCGCAGCUCCGUCCAAUUGGAGGGAGAGCGACGGUCGGGAGCCCAGGAGACGAGGCCACAUCGAGGCCAUGGAGCGUCUGCUGCAGCAGGUCCGAGCAACUCACACACACUACUGCUGCGGAGACACCUCGAAGCUCCAGAACCCGAGCAGGAAGCAGUCCGUCUCCAGAAGCCUGAAGCACCUCUUCAACUCCUCCAACAAGUUUGUGAAAACACUGAAAAGGGGCAUCUACCUGGCAGCCGUGUUCUACCAUAAGGACAGCUUACUGGUGACAGCGGAGGACCAGAUCCCCAUCGUGGAGGUGGACGACUCCUACAGCAGCUCCCUCAUGCAGGACUUCCUCUGGUUCACUAAGCUGUCCUGUAUGUGGGAGGACGUCCGGUGGCUGAGACAGAGUAUGUCGGUGUCCAUGUCGUCGUCCUCCACCCUGCAGGCCAGGCACAAGAUGCUCACGGCCGCCGGCCAGCUGCAGAGCCUGCUGGGAACUCACAACCUGGGGCGGGUCCACUACGAGCCCAUCAAGGAUCGCCACGGCAACGUGCUGCUGGUGACCAUCCGCGACAUGGAGAACCAGCACUCGCUGUUCAGCGGGAAGUGGAUGCAGGUGACCAAGCUGCAGAGCCAGAGGAAGUCCCUGUCCACGCCCGAGGAGCCGUACGCCCUCGACAUCCUCAUCAUCACCAUACAGGACAUUUUGGCGUACCAGCGGCGCAGCACUCACCGGCUGGCCCCGGGCCUCUACCUGGGCUUCCUGAAGCUCAGCAGCUCUGUAGACCAGAUCAAAGUCCUGGUGUCCCAGCGGACCCCCAACAUGCUCUGUCACGCCCGCAUACGAGACAACGCCAACGUCUCCAGGGAGGAGUGGGACUGGAUCCAGACGCUGUCGGCUGCGGGAGAAAAGGACCACACCGGGGAGGAGAGCGAGGAGGCGGAGCCCAGGCCUGAAAGCCACGCCCCUUUACUGUACUACGAGCUGCGGACGGCGAUCAAGUCUCUGCUGAAACACAUCAACCUACCUCUGCACCAGGCCCGUCACUUCCGUCUCUACAGCCAGGAGGUGGUGGAGCUCGGUCACGGCGUCUCCUUCCUGCUGCUGCUGCCGGCGGCCGACAACGUUUGCUCCGCCCCGGGACAGUCCAACCCCUACACCACCCUGUCGGGAUUCCUCCACCUGCCUCUGCAGAUGUUCGAACUCGUGCACUUCUGCACCUACAAGGAGAAGUUCAUCAGUCUGUACUGCCGUCUGUCCUCCGUCCUGGACCUGGACGCCCUCAUUACCCAGCAGGCACUGCGAGAAGCCAUCACUGACAGCGAGGUGGCCACAGCGAAACAGAGGCACCAGCUCAUACUGGACUACAUCCAGCAGCUGGACGAGAUGCAUCGUGAUCUCCGCUGGAUCACCGACGCCCUGCAGUACGCUCGCUACAAGCAGCCUCGCGGCGGUGUACCAAUCACCUGCCUGGUUGACGCCAGCGCUCCGGAUAGCGACUCCGGCCAGCAGAAGACCGACUCCACCUCCUCGACCAUGGACUACCUGCCCACACCUUCCCCCUCACCUGAACUCCGCAGAAUGAAAGCCAUCAGCGACUCUCUGCUCGGUUCAGAUGAGGACGGGUCCUCGGAGGUUUUCCUGCCGACAGACAGCGACUACGACUCCAGCGACGCCCUGAGCCCCCGCGAGCUGGACCUGCUCUACUCUCCACCCCAGGAUCUCUCCCAGCAGGCCUUGCACUCGCUGGGCGGCAGCGCCCCAGACGUGCUCCAGAUCCACGAGCUCAGGUACAGCGUCUGCCUGCCCAAAGACCUCCCCCUCUCCCCGGUGCUGACGGAUCCUAAAGACGCCCCUCUCUCCUCACCCCUCCUCCCCCACUCUCCCUCUUUAUCCAAAGACUUCCCUUUCUCUACCUCCGGUCUGCCUCGCUCUCCCUCCCUCUCCAGGACCCUCUCCACCUCCCCGUCCACCCCCCUGUCUCCCAGAUUCUCCAAAGACCUGCCUCUGUCCCUGCCCCUCUCCCCGGGGCUGUCCGACACCACCAAGACUCUGGAGGGCCUCUCCCUCUCCAAGAGCCACCAGGAGGCCGUCGCUCCCCUGAGGGCCCUCGCCAACCCCCCCGCCAAACGCAAACUGCUCUCCAGGAGCCACCGGGGCCAGUACUUCACCGGGCCCCAGCGCUGGCUCAGGGGCCACAGCGGGGAGAGUCACACAGGGUCUUUAUCUGAGGGCGUCUACACCAAGCAGCUCGACCUAGACCUGCCUCCCCCCGGGGACCUUCCCUCCCUGCAGGGCACCACCUACGUGAGCCACGCCUCCUGCGUCCUGGAGAGCCGGAAGGGCCGACACCGGGAGCCACGGCCCCACGUCCGCAGGAUCUUUGUGGAGCCCUGCAAGGAGCUGUCGCCGGGCCACGAGAGGAGGGGCUGGGAGGAGGAGGAGGGGGGAGAGAUGACGGAGGAGGUGAAGGCUGCAGGUGUGUCGGUGGUCGUGGCACAGGUGGAGUCUGGAGGGGAAGGGGAGGAGCCUGAGGGAGCCGCCACCCAGGAAGUAGACUCAGACGACCAAACAAACGCCCAGGUGUCAGAGAUACUCAGCAGCACGCUGUAGGGUCGGGCAGCAGCUGAGGAGGCAGCAGGUCGGUUCACUUCAGACUCCUUUGAGUUUUUAAAGCUACACAAGGCAACAUUUUAAAAACACAACCAUGAAACCAGUGUUGGGCGGAAAGAAGCAUCACUUAGUAACGCUGCUGCAGGAUCCGGACCUCUAGCUACAGGUGAAAGAUCGGUUUGGACUUUGAAAAUAAACAAACCCAAAUCCACACAGCUUUUUCUGGAGCUUUUUCUGGAGCUUUCAACCAUAUCACACGUUUGUUUUUAUUUUGUCCGUGUUGGCUUAUAAUUUAAAGCAUGAAACUUCUGAGCUUGAACGUCAACUGAUGGAUCGGUUUCUACGACAACUGAGCCAACUGCAUCUGCCAGUGGAGGCCGCGUGAUAAGGGUGACGGCUCAGCAGACAGUUCAUGUGUUGGGAUUGUUUUGCCGACGAACCUUCGGUAUUUGGAUCAAGUAGCUGGCGGAAAAAUAAGGUGUGAAAGGUUCCAGCUGUUAUUCAGCUCAUUAGGAGUUUCUGUCUUCUCCCUCAUUGCAGAGCUCAGCUGAAUCUGUGAGUUUUAGUUAUUUCGAACAUUAGUUACAAAAGUUAAAGGCUAAACCUGAACCUGGGUCUGGAAUCGAUAAGCUGAUUCGAUAAAAUGCCACCAAACUCCAACGCUAACUAGUGCCGUGAAUCACGAACCCCCCCGAAUUUCAAAGUCAUACAUUUUUCUUUUUUUUUUUUCCCCAAAUGAAAAAAGUACGGUGGCCCUGAAAGAUCAAUGCACUUCAGCUUAAGAAAACAUGCAAAUAGACAAAACACAAGCAAAUUAAGAAACACUGCAAGUGGCACAGACGACGACGGAAACUGUUUCCAGGGGACGGUAAAAAGCGACGCGCGCGGCCGGGACACGACAAACAACAAACGUACAUUUCAGCUCCUUUUCCAGCAGCACUUCAGUAACUUCGUGAGUCACAAACCGCGGCAACGACGACACCGGAAACUGGCGAGGAUGUUUUCUUAAGCUGCAGGGCCCACCGUACAAAAGUGACCAAUCAGAACUUCGGAGCAAAGUAUGGCCGCCGCCUCUGAAAGCCGCCACUGUUGAGAGACUUUACAGUUCCAUAGCGUGAGUUACGAAACUCACAAUCCAUCUUCUCUUGCUGCCACUGGAGGCCGCCAAACUGCCAAGUGUAGCUUUAAAAUAUCAAAGGUGACGAGUCGAACCUGGACAUCAGCUGUCGGCUCUGACAUGGCCGCUGCCUCUCUCUCUCUGCCUGCGUCUCCGUCUCUCCACCGCAGUGACGAUCGGCCGGGCCUGUUGUGACGAGCAGCCCUCAGACCUCUCCGCAGAUUGUAAACUGAACUAAAGUUGCUGGUUCAACUCCGCCAAGCCUCAGAACCCACGGCAUCGACUGUUACAAAGAAAAUAAUCAAUGCAACGACAAACCAAGCACUGCUUCUCCGACCAGGAACUUUGCACACUUUGACUGUAUGUCAACCGAAAACAAGGUGGUUUGAUUGAUUGUGGCUCGUAACUCAAAUUCAAACCUUUUUUUUUUUCCCCAGUUUAGUUCAAUUCUCCCAAAUUGAAUAGUUGGAAAAGUUUCCUGCAGAUGGUUUUCUCGCGGCCCCUUCUUCAGAUGGAUUCUCCCCUACUUGAAGUGAAUGUACAGUUCAGUCUGUUUGUGUCUCCUGUGACGGUUGAAUCCUCGAUGUUGUUUUGAGCUGCUCCCAUCGGGUCUCAAUGUGGUCGAAUAAACCUGUGGUCGGCUUAAAGAAAACUAUGAUAUAUGAUUCCCUCGAGUCAAACACGUGACCUGCCUCAGUCACUAAACACAGACCACUAGAAACCUUAAGACAUGAAGUAUUUUUGUAGUCUCGGAUUAAAGAUUGAGUACUAUUUUACCUGGAAUGUUGUCAGAGCUGUAUUUUGUUGGCAUGAAGUAGUUUGUAGCUGUUGGUUUUUCUGGACUAAAGCUUUGUGUCCAGUUUGUGCCUCCUUCCUGGUUCAGCAUGACGAUGUCAGGGGUCAGGGGGUUUUAGGUCGGGGGGGUCAGGAUGUCGUUUGACCGAUAGCGGUCUGCACUUUGCCCCCCCGGACCUGGCGGUGUUUGUGUCGUGCUGUUGUGUUGACUUUUUGUUCGGCUUCUCCUUAUGUUGUAACAUCCACAGUUACUGUCGUGUUUCCUCAGAGGCUGCUGGUGUGUUUCUAUCUUUGGUUUUAUUCUCUUACAACGUGCACCAAAAACUGCAACCGUUUUCUUUGUGUUUUUAGAGAAAUUACGUGAAACUCCAGUCAGUAAGUCUGAGAGCUGUUUGAACAGAUCCUUCAAAUGUAUGCACGGUAUUUUAAAAGUGCGUUUUUAAUGUUCGCACACAGCAAUUAUGGAAUAAAAGCUAAUUGAAUAUAUUUGAUGCAACUGGGCAUUAACUGUGGCAGCUUCUAUCAUUGACUGUUUAAUGUCCUCCAAAGUGUUGAUGAUAAAGACGUAUGAAGUAUUAAUUUACAGGUUUUGUUCUUGUUUGAAUGUGUAGCACAGAUACUCUCCGCAGAAGUACUGCAGCACAUCUAUACUGCCGUUAUCCUUCAGCAGCACUGCAGUCGCCUCUUUAUGUAAAGUUAUGGUUGGAUAUAAAUAUGUUUAUUUGCUUUUUUGACGAGAGUUAAAAGAAAAGAUUGCUGUCAAAACCAUCUCCAUAUGUUCAGUGUGAAGCAAGAGCGAGGAGAAGAUGAGCCUAGCUUAGCACAAACACUGAAAGCGGGGGGAAACAGCUAGCCGGGGUCUGUGGAAAGUUUAAAAAAACACCUACCAGCACCUCUGCAGCUCAUUAACACAUCGUUACAUCUAAAAUAAUAAAUAAAAAGCUAAAAAUGCCAGUUGUGGUUUUAGGGGGACAGAGCCAGGCUAGCUGUUUCCCCCCGCUUCCAGUCUUUAUGCUAAGCUAAGCUAAACUGUGUACUUAACACACAGACAUGAGAUUCAUCCGAACAUCUGACUCUCAGAAAGAAAAGGAAUAACUAUAUUUCCCCAGCACUGUUGCUUUCAUUUUAUUUUAAGAUUGGUUAUUAGAAGUGCAAACUGCGGUUUAUUACAACUGGAGUUUUCCUUUCGUCCCUCUGGUCGGUCAAUCACAGCGUACUCGCCAAAGUGAGUGCGACGUCACUAAAAACAGGUCACGCAGGUUGGAAACAAACCAACAGUUUCUCCAGAUUAUAAGAGCCUUUCAUUUGGAGGUCAAACUGAGAGCGUUCCUAUGAAACAGCCGUGAUUGAGUCGCCACGUUUAGUUUUCAGAUUUUGGAGUUAAAGCUCCUCGAUAAAUCGGUAAAUACGAAAAGGAUCAGCGUGAUUUUUCAUUAUGUUGGUCGUUAGUGUGGAUAAAAGCUGUGCUUCUUCCUCACCUGUUGGUUUGUUUCCAGCCCGGCACCGAGUUCCCCAAAACCUCGCGCAUGAACUUGCUGAGUAAAACGUUAUAAUAACCAACAGAGAUGCGAGAAAAUGAAAAUAAAAGUUGUAAUAAACCAGCUCACAGUAACAGACUCUGAUCUCUGAUUGGUGUUAAAACGAGCUGAUGUGUGAAUGUUCCUCCUCAGAGGAGCGCAGUUCGGUCUGUUUCUGUAACGCAGGCUUUUAUUCUGAAAGGUUAGAUUCUACCUGAAGCUUCCUUCAGUCAGGUGUUUCCAAACUCACGACUCGGAAACUGUUUAACAGUCUUGUGAGGGCUCCGAGCUUCAGCCUGUAAUGUGACACGCUUUCAUUAUCUGAGUGCUUUUCUCACGUUGCAGCGACUCUUCACGUAUUUAUUUCUGUCUCCGGCCGGCGGACGUCACAUCGACCUCCAGCGUUUCGUUACGGAAACGACUCUCUAUCAUCUUUUAUCCUGAGCGGCAUCACGAAUCCAGUUUGAUGCCACUUUAUUUAUUUGCAGCAAAAGGACGAUAUGUGUUUUUUUUUUUUAUGGACUGCGUUAAAAAAACAAAAAACGGCUCCAGUGUUUUCAUGCAUUUUGCAACCUCUGAACUCAUGAAUGGAUGUAUUUUAACAACUGAAAUAAACUGUCUUAGUGGAUGUUGUGCACUUAAA
Molecule: messenger RNA, 9060 nt
Organism: Siniperca chuatsi (mandarin fish)
Lineage: Eukaryota; Metazoa; Chordata; Actinopteri; Centrarchiformes; Sinipercidae
Gene: ankfn1a
Product: ankyrin repeat and fibronectin type III domain containing 1
Exons: 25
Coding region: 474-4988 (1504 amino acids)
Biological process (GO): establishment of mitotic spindle orientation; regulation of establishment of bipolar cell polarity
Cellular component (GO): spindle
Molecular function (GO): protein binding
Source: RefSeq, a predicted model, not a curated record